Acanthochromis polyacanthus (spiny chromis) is the source of this 2194-nucleotide messenger RNA. RefSeq names its product caveolin 4b (gene cav4b). The transcript has 4 exons. Gene Ontology annotation, molecular function: molecular adaptor activity. Gene Ontology annotation, biological process: caveola assembly. The record is from RefSeq and is a predicted model, not a curated record. NCBI's taxonomy places the organism in Eukaryota, Metazoa, Chordata, Actinopteri, Pomacentridae. Gene Ontology annotation, cellular component: caveola. The coding region runs from base 1280 to 1870 and encodes 196 amino acids.
UUUUAGAACUUUUUAGGACUGGUUUAGGACUUUCAGGUAUUUUUUUUCAACCCCAAGAACAGCAAACCUACUGUCAAGCAUGGUGGUGGCAGUAUCAUGCUCUGUGGAACUGGAGCUUUACACAAAGUAAAUGGAACAAUGAAGAUGGAGGAUCACCUCCACAUUCUUCAGGAAAACCUAAAACCAUCAGCAGAAGGUUGAUCUUGGACACAGUUGGAUGUUUCAACAAGACAAUGAGCCCAAACACACAUCAGAUGUGGUUAAAAAAAAAUGGUUCUGUCAGGCUGGAAUGAAGGUUCUAGAUUGUUCUCCCCAAAGUCCUGACUUAAAUCCAUUAAGAACCUGAAGACAGACAUUGUUAAAAAGCUUAAAAUUGCCCAAAAUGACAAAAAAUUGGUCCAAAAUGACUAAAAGGUGUUUCUAAAUUUCUUAAAAUUGGUUAAACAUGGUUUUAUAUUUGUCUGAAAUGACAAAAAAAAAAUAUUCAAAAAGGCAAAAAAGUGUCUAAAAUGACUAAAAAUUGGUUAAAAAUUACUCCAAAUUUGUCUAAAAUGACCAAAUCUUUCAAAAUUUACUCAGAAAGUACUUAAGACCUGUCCAAAAUGACUCAAAAUUGGUUGGAAAUGGCUCAGUUACUAGUAAAGAAAUGUUUUAAUUGGGCUAGAAUGAAGGUUUUAGACUCGUCUCAACAAAGUCCUGACUUAGACCCAUGAAGAAUCUGAAGAAACAAGUUGAAUUGCACCAGGGGGAUCAAAGAUAAACCAGAAGCUUGUAGAUGGAAACCAAAGAACCAAACUGAGGAGAAAAUGGUCAAAGGAACGUUUAACCAAAUAUUAGCAUCACCAUAGGAACAGUUUUGACUGCUGCAGAUUUAGUCAUAUUUCCAGAAGACCUUUAAUAAAUUUAUGAAAGAACCAAAAUAGGUGAUUGUUUUUGUGGCAAAGAACUCUUAUUUUAUCUUCUCUUAUCUUGAGUUCAGACAGCACUGUGACGCUGUAAUGUGAUAUUUCAGACUCCUCCACUCCUCCUCCUAAAAUAACUUCUUCUUCUGACAGCCAACCAACUCACACCAGGAAUCAGAGGCAGUGAACCACAUUAACACCUCUGUCUCUAAGUCGCCGUCAGCUGAAGGUGUCUCUACAUGAAGGAUCAACGCUCUGUUGUUCUGAAGCCUCAUUGAUAUUUUAGACUAUCACUCCUCUGCCUCCUCUCUGCCACUGAUACAGGAUUAAGAUAGAAGGAAGUGGGUCAACAGGCCGGUAGCGGUUUGACUGGCAGCAUGAUGAUGGUGAGCGACGACUGUCUGGUGGAGUGUAACAUCGACGACAGCGACGACGACGAUGGAGAGCAGGUCAACACUCCUCCUCCUCCUCCAGAGUUUGCAUCCAAAGCUUCAACUCCGGCUCCCAAACCUCCGACGCCUCCGGUCGCUCCUCCAACGCCUGAAUCCACCUCACCUGUCAGCAGGGACCCCAACAACAUCAACCAGCACCUAAAGGUGGAGGUCAGCGACGUUCUUGCAGAACCCUCCACGCCUCACAGUAUCGACCAGGUGUGGAUCUACAGCGUCACUGGCUUUGAGAGCACUCGUAUCUGGACGUAUCGCUGCCUCUCGCUGCUGUUUGCCGUUCCCUUCGCUUUCCUGUGUGGAGUUUUCAUCGCCGUCCUCGCCUGCAUACACGUCUGGGUUCUGGUUCCCUGCCUACAGCUGAGCUACACCUUCCUCCCCUGCCUCCGCUCGUUGUGUUUGUGUUCUUUGAACGUCUUCGUCUCUCCGUUCUGUUCGUCUCUCGCUCUCUGCUGCAGUCAAAUCGCCGUUUCUCUGUCCAACAAGGACUGGAGUCAAGCCAAAGACAAAGACGCCGUAUGAAUGACAGAUUAAUCUGAGCGAAUGGAAAAGACAGAAAAAGAGGAUUUUGUAGAAAAAUUGCAUGUCAUUUUUUAAAAGUUUUUCUUUUUUUAAGUGGCGUAGUUCUGCAACCUGCUCAUGUUCUCCUAUUUGAUAUGAUUUCUACAUUAAAGCCAGUUUGUAUUUUUUAUUUCUAUACUAUUAUUGACUGUAAUCAUAUAAAUAUAAUGACACUGUGAUAGAUGUAAUGAUAGUAAUUAUUAGUAUAUUAAUAUCCUGUUGAUUUUAGAUGUAUUUGUAAGAAAACUGUACCCAGCUGUAUUAAUAAAACUAAUCUAAACUGUA